UUGUGCAGCUGCCUGUCAACAAGAUGGCCUUCCUCUCCACGGAUGUUCUGAUUCCGAUUAUUUUGGUUGGUCAGAGAAUGUACCGUAAAGGCCAGCCUGUGUCAGUUCUAAAAAGGUAGCCAGAUGAACGAGGAAGAGUGUGAAACAGGCUCAGGGUCAGUACAGGUUGUGUACAAUCGAAAAACGGACAGUAGGCUUCGAUGUUAACAUUAGGUUGAUAUUAGAAAGUAAGUACUAUAUUCUGCAGAUAGCUAACGUUAGCUACGUGGACACGUAACGCUAAAAGAUAACCCGAGUCACCUGCACCCCCAUCCUUGCUCAAACGGAUUCCUCCGUCGGUUGUUGAGAGGAAAACGGGCCUACGACGGGGUGACUUGCUAGUGCUGUCAUCCGCACUGUUGCAGGUCAAGAGCUUGCGGAUCUACAGAUUGUAUGCCCUCUUCCUGUGACGGUGCCUGCUGGCUUGCACAGAGAGAAUGAGUGGUGUGGUGCACAGCAGAUGCCCAGCCUAGACGCCGCUGAUAUGCUUCCCUCCGGCCCGUGAUGGACCGAGAUACCUUCUCCCACAUCCGACUGUGGUGCCCACGCCCCUUUGGCACCUACUCCCAGAACAAGCCCCGAAGUACGGGUACGGGGGGCAGUGGGGCAGCCCCCUCCCUCUGCAAGGCUGACACUGCGGGGCGCACGUCGCUGGAGGCCGGGGGAGGCGUGGAUGGCCAGGAGGAGGAGGAUGCCGGCUCCGAGAACACUCCCCCAGACGCCGACCCGGCAUCGGCACCGCAGGCCCCCUCCACCCCUCCCGGCGCCACACAGAUGGAGGAUGGGAGGGUGCUGCUGGACACCUGGUACGUCAUUAAGCCGGGCAACACCAAGGAGAAGAUUGCCUUCUUCGUGGCCCACCAGUUCAGUGGGGUGGGCCUGCCUCGACCCAGCGCCAUAAAGGUGAAAGGGAACUGGGCCACGGACUGCACUAAGGCCAAGCGUAGGCGCCGCUGCUCCUCCUAUGACCCCCCCGCCCGGGCCCAGGCCAGCGUUAUUCCCGCCCCCCCGCCCCCAGAGCCCUCCACCCUAGAGGACCUCCCCGGCGUGAGUGAGACUGACCUGCUGUCCGUGGCGGAGAUGGUGGCCCUGGUAGAGCAGCGUACAGCCAUGGCCCUUCAGGGCAUGGUGGCCCAGGGACAGACUGCCCCAGAAGACCCCGAACACACACUCCUGCGGGGCACAGUCUCCGACCCCAGCCCCAUGGUGUUCCUGUCAGAGAGCCCUGACCCCCCACACCCCUCGCAUGGUGCCCUGGAGGAGGAGGAGCAGCAGGAGGAGGAGGAGCAGGAGUCGCGGCGUGUGGCUCAGGUCGUAGCCCACUUUGAGUCCCAACAUCAACUCCUGGAGAACACACUGAGGCCCGCGUCGGGCCUGGACCCUCCCAGGGAGAGGGAGCGGAGCGGGGACUCUGGCAGCGCCGGGCCCACCCACGGCCGAGGCGAAGUGAGGAUAGCCUUCCGGGUGUCCAGCCUGGAUCCUCGCUCGCAGUCGGAGCCCGCAGGCCGGCCCUGCUGCAUGUUCAUGAGCUGUGGGGGAGGAGGGGGGCAGACGGGGGCCCGGGCCAACGAGAAGAUCACCUGUGAUCUCUACCAGCUGGUCAGCCCCUCGUCACGUGACCCCAGCCUCCUUCUGGCCGGCUCUCCAAAAGCUGACCCCCAUGGGGAGGGCCAUACGGACCGGCCAGCCUCCAGCAGCCCGGACCCCAGCCGGGAGCUCGGCUCUGGGGAGAAGAAGCCUGUGGCCCGGGAGAGGGUGACUGGCUUCCACGUGGAGGUGGUGGUCACGGGUGCUGUGGACCAGUGUGUGUUCUAUGGCAAGGACAGCACAGAGAAUGUGCAAGAGGAGACGGUGUGUUUCGCCAUGCCCAGUGGGGUCAGCCCUGCCGACGGCUCAGAGGACCCCCCUCCAGGCCAGCUGUUCUUCCUGCAGCCCCAGAGAGGGUCUGRCGAGGACAGUGGCAGUGGAAUGUGCUCUUUGGACUGUGCCAAUAACAACAAUCCUGCUGUGGAUGCUGCUGACCGGCCGGACUCCCCCCUGGCCGGCGUGGAGGACUGCUCAGACCCCUCCCUGUGCCGUCUCUACCGCCACGUCUCUCACCACUUCCUGGAGAUCCGCUUCCAGAUCCAGCGGCUGCUGGAGCCUCGUCAGUACAUGCUGCUACUGCCCGACCACAUCAUGGUCAACAUCUUCAGCUACCUGCCCACCCGCUCGCUGGCCGCCCUCAAGUGCACCUGCUACGACUUCAAGGUUCUGAUUGAGACGUACGGUGUGCCCGCCACCGACUCGCGCUGGAACCAGGACCCGCUGUACCGCGAAGAUCCCUGCAAGCAGUGCAAGCGGCAGUACGAACGGGGCGACGUGUCUCUCUGCCGCUGGCACCCCAAACCUUACCACCACGACCUGCCUUAUGGACGCUCCUAUUGGAUGUGCUGCCGGCGCACGGACAAGGACACACCAGGCUGCUGCGUGGGGCUGCAUGACAACAACUGGGUACUGCAGCCCUGCGAGCUGGUGCAGACCCGCGCUAAGAGGGAGGACGGGAGGUAAAGGGGGCCUUCCUGGGUCCCAGCACCCCUCUUACUCCCUCUAGACCCACUGCACCUGGWGGCAUGCUACAGACCAGGGUUGGGGUCCUCUCCUGUGUUGUCAGCGCUCUCUCUGCUCGCUAUCACCUUGUUCUUAGCAGUCGACUAGCUCCCUACUCGGUUGUUAGUACAUGUGAAAACUGGACACCUGAUGAGUGGGCCCAUGUUGGUGGUAUGGUAUGGUGCUCUGUGUGCAUGAGGCCUGAUGCUCAACGUUUCUGCCUAUUGGUCAACUGACAGUCACGUCCUAGCCAUGCUGUCAGUACUGGAGCUGACCCCAACCUUACUGACCAGAGGCCCAGCCACUGAGGACUAACUGGCUGGAUCACAGAGGGAGUCUGUGAAAGUUUUUAAAGGUCCAAUGCAGCUGUUUUUAUCUCAAUAUCAAAUCAUUUCUGGGUAACAAUUAAGUACCUUACUGUGAUUGUGUUCAAUUAAAAUGUUCAAAAAGAAAAAAUAGCAUCUUGGCAAAGAGCAUUUUCUUAAGCAAGAAUUUUUGCUUGGACUGUCUGGGUCUGAUUGGGGAGGGGAAAACUGAGCGCUAGCUGUUGCUGGCAGAGGUUUUCAACUCUUUCUUCUUGGUCUAUUAACUAGUGAUGUCACCAGGCAGGCCAACAAUCCAUCCCACCAAAACAGGCUGAAAUUUCAGGUGGCAUUUUCAAACAGCUCUUAGACUAAAAGGGCUUUAACUCACAUGUUCACAAUUGCACAGUAUAAUUCCAACUUCUGUGCAUAUAAAACACAGGAAAUCAUGUUUUUGACUGCACUGGGCCUUUAAUGAUUGAGACUUUUUUAACAGUGUGGGGGCAAGAGAAGGCAAAUUGUCACUUUGUACAAAGUGUACUUUGUACAAAGUGACACCAGAGCUUUGCAAUGGUUUUGACAGCUUGAUAUCAAUGCUUUUGUUUUUUGGUGUGUGAGCGAAUGUUUGCUGUUUUGAGGACUAUGUUCUCCCUCCCGCCUCUAUUUUUUUGCCCCUCCCUCCCCACUAACCCCCAGUCCCAACUCCCUGCUAGUCGGCAGAGGGCAGUCUUUGCGUCAAUGCGGGUGAAAAGAAACCCUGACCAUAGAACUCUCUACACCAGCUUCCAGCCUUAACCCCACUGGUCCCACUCACAUUCCCUAAAUCUGCAAAACCUUGACAAAUACAGUAUAGAGAACUUUGUUCACUUGACCCCUCUGACCGGGUAUUGGGAGACCACUGUAGGUUUCAGAUGUAAAAUGCUAAUGGGAAUAUGUGCUUCUCAAAUAAACAGAAAUGAUUUAAACUGGAA
Messenger RNA from Salvelinus sp. IW2-2015, 3901 nucleotides. RefSeq names its product F-box protein 46 (gene fbxo46). The record is from RefSeq and is a predicted model, not a curated record. The coding region runs from base 544 to 2589 and encodes 681 amino acids. The transcript has 2 exons. Gene Ontology annotation, molecular function: protein binding. Lineage: Eukaryota; Metazoa; Chordata; Actinopteri; Salmoniformes; Salmonidae.